Fundulus heteroclitus (mummichog) is the source of this 3485-nucleotide messenger RNA. RefSeq names its product homeobox protein Mohawk. Gene Ontology annotation, molecular function: DNA-binding transcription factor activity, RNA polymerase II-specific; RNA polymerase II cis-regulatory region sequence-specific DNA binding. NCBI's taxonomy places the organism in Eukaryota, Metazoa, Chordata, Actinopteri, Cyprinodontiformes, Fundulidae. The record is from RefSeq and is a predicted model, not a curated record. Gene Ontology annotation, cellular component: nucleus. The transcript is spliced from 8 exons. The coding region runs from base 16 to 1383 and encodes 455 amino acids. Gene Ontology annotation, biological process: muscle organ development; regulation of transcription by RNA polymerase II; cell development.
UGGGGGCAAGAAAACAUGAGCAGGCGCAGAUAUUCAGAGUCCCGGGCCGCCGGUAAAACCGGAGGAGGAGACGGCGGUCCGUGUGGAUCGAGCUUAGAAACUCGGGCGGGGAAAAUGUUAGCGGGGCAUGGACGGCUGGGAGCAGGAUUGUCGUUCAGCACAGCCGAAAGACGUAGGAGGAGCCGGGGAAGCAACGCGACCAGGAGAAACACGGGGACGCUGGGACGGUUUUCCCUCCACACACCUUCAGAGUUUGUGCGCAACAGAGGGAGAGACCUGCGGACCGAGCGGCCAGAGAUGAACACAGUUGUGUUUAACCAGCUGAGCAGCCAGAUCCUGUUUGAGGAGAAGGCGAAUGAGGUGGAAAUGAGCAGCAGAAGUUACCUGGAAGUCAUCGACGGCCAACAUCCAGAUCUCCUCUGCAGCAGCGCGGCCAUCAGAGAAAGCCAGGCGGUCAGACACAGGCGGAGCGGGGGUCGUCCCAGCGGCAGCAAAGUGCGACACAAGCGCCAGGCCCUGCAGGACAUGGCCCGGCCGCUCAAGCAGUGGCUCUACAAGCACAGAGACAACCCCUACCCGACCAAGACGGAGAAAAUCCUCCUGGCGCUCGGCUCGCAGAUGACUCUGGUCCAGGUGUCCAACUGGUUUGCCAAUGCUAGGAGACGCCUGAAGAACACAGUGAGGCAGCCGUACCUGAGCUGGGCCCUCAGGAUCAAACUCUACAACAAAUACGUUCAGGGCAACGCUGAGAGGCUCAGUGUCAGCAGUGACGACAGCUGCUCAGAAGAUGGAGACAACCCUCAGAGAACACAAAGUGGUCCUGAGGUUCUCACCAAACCCUUGUACCCGAGCGUCAUCAAGAGGGAGGGCUCCUCCAUGGUGGCCAUGACCAUAGGUAUGGACCCGGGGCUGCGUUCUGCCGUUGAGGCCGCCUCUCUGGCCGAGGACUACGUGUCUCCACCCAAGUACAAGAGCAGCCUGCUGCAUCGCUACCUGAACGACUCUCUGCGGCACGUCAUGGUGGCCAACGCUGUCACGCACAAGAGAAACCACUCUGGCUCCUUCAGCUCCAACGAGUACGACGAUGAGCUGCUGUCGCCAUCCUCCUCUGAAGCUGAGGCCAACUUCGUUUAUCAAGCUGAAACCACAGACCUUGGGCCAAGUAAAUGUUACAAUGGCAGCUCUGGCGUCACAGCUACACAAAAGCAAAAGAAGAAGGCCAAAGUUGAGACGCACUGGAAGGAGAUCAACGCGGCCAUGGCCUUGACCAACUUGGCACAGGGGAAGGACAGCGUCUCUGGGACAACCAGCUGCAUCAUCCAGAAGUCCUCUCACAUAGCUGAGGUGAAGACUGUUAAAGUAGCAUUGGUGCACAAAUAUUAGCUCUGACAUUAUUUGUCCAUCCAAAGCAGCAAACAUUCCUCUGUCAGUAAACUUGAUAGAAUCCAAAAACUCUCCCUGACUUAAAACUAACGGUUGCUUAAGGAGAAGAGAAGGCUUGUGGAAAAACUAUAUUUUUGGUCCUUCUGAAACUGUUCAAAAGUUGGACUUCUUUUCUUAAAAAACACAACUUUUGUAAUGUUAACUUAUUUUCUAUUAGUAUUUUUUAUGACAAAAAAUGUAUAUCCAAAGUGCCUUUGUUUUUAGCAGUGCAGCUCAGUGAUUGUGAGCAAUGGAACAUAUGAUUACAGAGAUUUGUGAAGAAAUGUUUUGUCACGUGUAGUGUUAUCCUUAAAACAUGAUGUGCCUUAAUGACAGAGUGAGCUCACUGGCAUUGAUGAACUCAAAUAGUUUGCAUCUGCACAGAUCCACGGUGGAAGUUCCUCACAUGAACUGUUUUUUUAUUUUGACUGGAGUUUCCAUUUUGGCUGUAAACAGCAUGCUGCUUUAUCUCAGUCAGACUCUAGAUUCUGGAAAGCAAACAGUGACUGCUGAGUCACCUCAUCCACAUAUCCGCCUUCAGUCACUGAAGGAUCCUCUCUUAUCAACCCGUGUAGCUGCUGAAACGUGCACCAGUUCUCAGCUUGACCUGAAGCCACAAUCACCCACAUGGCAGAUAAAUGUGGAGUCAUAUGUUCUGUCAAAGACUGCAGUGACCUAAAAGGGAUGUCUUUAGUAUUCUGUCUGCCAUACAAGCAGUGAGUGCUUUGCAUAGUUUAACAGUAUUGUCUUGUAUAAAGUAACCAAAAAAGAAAAAAAAAACUCUGCUCCCUCUUUUGAUCCACAGCAUCUCCAGAUGUUCAACAUUUCUUUCAAAUUACUGUCUACAAGAAGCCUGAGGAUAGACUUAAAAAUGUAACCUUCUUCUCCAUGGUCUCUUUUCCCCUGCACUUCAUUACAAUAUUAUUUCUUUGUAAGCCAAGCAAGUGUUCAAAGCAUUUGUUAUGGAUGCUUGUAUGUCUUGUUUUGUUCUCGAUCAAAACCAUCUCCUCUGACUGUGUUGCAUUAAAAUCAUCUCUGUCAUCUAAUGGAAAGAAUUGCUUUCUGAGAAAGUGCUCAUUCCUUAUUGUGCGUGUGUUUAAUUGUUUAUGGUAAACUGUGCUAAGCUCAGAAUCAGGGGAACAAGUCAAAUCCUUAAUUGGGGCCACAGUUGCACAUCUGUGCUGACCUUUAAUUUUGUAAAAUUUCUUCAAAGUACUGUUAUUGUGCCUCAAAAUGGACUUGAAUUGUGUCAUUUGUAUAAAAUAUUUUCCUGAAUUUUCCCACUGGAAAAAUGAUGGAUAUUUAUAUUCUAUUCAAUGCUGUAUUACGGUCAAGGUCUUUGAGAUAGCGCAAAAGUGCACAGUUACCUUUUCAUGUGUUAAAUGAUUAACUUUAGUUCAUGGUUAAGGUAUUUUAACAAAACAAAGUUAAACAUACAAACAAUCAAUGAACCUUUGGUUAUUUCAGUCAGUGUAUGCUGGAUUAGCUUUGAAGUAGUUUGGAAUUAAUCACACGUUCCAAACCUCAGGCCAUGAUUGUUUAUGCACUAUAGGGAUCUUGACGUCCGUGUCCGACAUGUGUUUUUUAUCUGCCUGAUCCAGGCAGGGUAGCUGCAGGGAAGAAAUGGAUCGGCUUCUUGUUUUUCCAGUUUGCAGCUCUGAACCUCUGGGCCGCUCGCACCUCACAUGAUGGCUACAUGCUGGGAGGAGACAGAGCAAGGGCAAGGGGAGUUCAGAAGCAGCAACUGUCUACUGCCCCAAUAGAAACACUACAUGUAUUAACAAAUGGAUUCUACUACAAUGACUUUGUUACUGUAACACUCACUAGCACAAACUCUGCUCUUAUAAUAUUGAGAAAUACAAAAAAAAUUAUGUUUUAUGGUGUAUAAUGUUUUACUUUGACAAAGCAAGGAAACUGGUGACCAAAACUUCCCUUUUGUUGUUAAUUUAUGAACAAUGAUUUUUUUUUAUUAUUUUGAUAGAAUGGAUUCCCAACCCAGUGACCAGAUAUACAUCUCCUUGUAUUUUCUUGUGUGCUAUCUUCUAAAGUUUAUUUUAUAAAAC